Messenger RNA from Ruditapes philippinarum (Manila clam), 3161 nucleotides. Its product is annotated as zinc finger and SCAN domain-containing protein 2-like. The record is from RefSeq and is a predicted model, not a curated record. NCBI's taxonomy places the organism in Eukaryota, Metazoa, Mollusca, Bivalvia, Venerida, Veneridae. Gene Ontology annotation, molecular function: DNA-binding transcription factor activity, RNA polymerase II-specific; RNA polymerase II cis-regulatory region sequence-specific DNA binding. Bases 192 to 3146 code for a protein of 984 amino acids. The transcript is spliced from 4 exons.
UUAUACAUUUCGUACCUAUGACGGGAACCAGGUUUUACAGACGCCAUUUUCGGAUUAAAGAAAUGUCGUUUAUUAACCGGCAAAUUUUCACAAAAGAGAUGUACUUUUUAUGACUAUUCAACCAAAGAAUAUUAAACAAAUGCUGCAAAUUGCGGAGUUAAUACUUUGAAGUAGGAACCUUAAAAGUCCUUAUGGAAACUGUACAGAAAAACUUUGUUGAUGGGCUUCCAAAUGAUGAUAAUGGUACUAAGCUGAAUGAAAUACAAGACACAGCUAAGGACCUUGGUGAUGAUAAGGGUGAUUUGAAUCAAACAGAUGUUGGGGAGAAUGAAGUAACAAAAUCAAAAGAAACUGAAGAAGUUGAGUUUGUUGGUGGUAGUAUUAAAGAAACUAAUCUUGAUGUCCGAAAUGACUCUCAAUAUUCUGUUCUUAAGAAUGGUAAUCCAAAUGACGAAAGUGAGAGAGCUAAUGAUAAAAUUGCUGCUGUAUGUUCUUUAACUGAUAAAGAAGUAUGUCCCUUUGUUUGUGGUAUAUGUUCAGACAAGUUUGACAAAGUGUCUGCCUUCUAUGCUCAUUUAAAAACACAUGACAAUUUUGAUGUUAUUUCUCAGAUGAACAAGAAGAAUGAAAUGUUAGAAGCACUGAAUGUAAAGGAUAAAGUGAACGAGAAUGUAUUUAAAUGUGGUAUUUGCCAAAUUGACUUCCCUUCUAUGAGUUUACUACAUGAGCAUAUGGUUGUAGAAGAGAAUAUGCCUGAUUAUAAUUACAGUAAUGCUGAUCAUACAGCAAGACCAGACUCUGCUGCUACAUCAAAAAGUGUCUCUGAUUACAAACCUGAAAAAUCUGAAAGUAUUGUAGGUUCAUCUUCAAACAUUGGUAGAAGCAAAAGAAAAAGAAAAUCUCCAGAAUCUCCAUUAAAUGAAGGUGAUGAAAGUGUUAGGUCUUAUACUAAAAAGAAAAAGGUGUCAAGAAAGGGAAUCUUAGAAAAUGAAGAGAAAGAAAUAGGUUCAGCCGUGGUCAAAACUCCUGGAUCAAGUGGAAACUCUGUCGCUUUAACUAGAUCAAGUAGAAGAGUGAGUGAAAGGGGAUCUCGGAAACGUGUCGAUUAUAAAGCACUUGCAGGAUAUGGAUCAACAAACAAUGACUCUGAUGAUUAUGAUGAAAAUGAUGAUGAUAAUGAUGAUGUUGAGAAGUCAUCUAGACAAUGCCAUACUGACACCUCUUCAAAAAAGAACAAGUUAAAUGAUGAUGAUGAUGAUGAUGAUAGUACAAAGAAAGAAUUGCGAAGUCUCCAGACUGUGACAAAAAUGAACAAGGUAGACACAAAUAAACCAGAAGAUGAAGUAGAUAAAGAUGUAGAUAUGAAUAAGAUAAAGAGUAAAACUAAGAUACAUGUAACUUCAAACAAAAUCAAAGUUGUUUCAAUGAAAAUGAUAAAAACUGAGAAUGUACCUAAAGAUUCUAUAAAGAAUAGCCUGGAGAAUAAGAUGAGCUUAGAGGUAACCAAUCAGGAUCCAGAAAAUAAAGAAGAAGAAACAGUUAGUAGUGAGGAUGAAAAGGAGACAGUUGAAUUUGUUGGAAACAAAAAUUCAGAAAAGGAAGAACUUGCCUUUAAACCUGAUGGAACUUAUAUUGAUACUAACUCUGACUCUGAAAUCAUGUAUAAAAUUGAGGUAGAUUCAGAUUAUGAGAACAAUGCAUCAGAUGAUGAUAGUGAUGAUGAUUUUAUGGAAGAGAAAGAUUAUGAAGAUGAUGAAGUGAAUGAUCCCAACUUUAUGCCUGAGUUAGAGACAAAAGAUAAAGAUGGUAAUGUGAUUGUGUCAUUGAUGGAUACAAGUAACCCGGAGGAGUAUUUGAAGAAGUUUAACGGGAAGAAGCGGAGUAUUACUAGGACAAGAAAUGGUGGCCAGCUUCUUAAGAAUUGUUUGUAUCCGUGCUCAAUUUGCGGACGUUACUAUUUAUGGAAAGCUCUGAAGAAGCACAUGUAUGCACAUGUGAAGGUGAAAUUAAUCGAGUGUUCACAGUGUGGGAAGAAAUACAAAAGUGACAGACAUCUUAAAGAUCACAUACGAUCUGUCCAUGCCAUGAAGAAAUUCAGCUGCCCCAAAUGUGACAGUAUUCUGAAAGGGAACCAGAGUUUUGAGAAACAUGUAACAAUGCACAUCUUGAAGAAAGAGAUAACAGUGGCAUUGGACGAGGUGGAGAAGAAAGAGGUUUCUGAGGAAGAGUAUAUCAAAUGGAAAGGCCAGCAAGAAUAUGUAGCAAGUGAAGCCAAUAAAAAGAAGAAAGAAGACAAAGUGCAGAAAGAUUUGGAAAGGCAAAGUGUGGAAGAUGGGAUCGAUAUUAGCCUACUGAAAGACGGUCCUUUGUAUGGUCAGCACAUUGUGUUACAAGCUGAUGUGGUCGGCACGACCAAAAACCAAUUUUGUAAAAUCUGUAAACGAAACUUUCCAACACAUGAGAGUUUGGUACAGCAUGUUUUAGAGCAUAAUGAUGAAAAACAAUAUAGUUGCGGUAUCUGUAAAGGUUUUUUUCAAACCCAGGAACAUGUUGAUACUCACAUGGUGAAUGUCCAUGGUGAAAGGGACAUAGCUUGUGAUAUAUGCGGGGAGAGAUUAAGAAGUUCAUAUGCAUUGUGGUCGCACAAAGGAAAGCACUUGAUGAAGAAGGAUGAGUAUUAUUCCGAGGAAAUUGUUCAAAAGUUACAAGAAGAGAUUGCACAGAGAAAGGCGAGGAAAAAGGCAAGGCGUUUGAAAGAGAGCUCAAAGAAGUGCGAGAUAUGUGGUAUGGUGGUGCUGCGUAUCAGGUAUAAACGUCAUCUAGAAGUGCACAAUACUACCAAGGACUGGCAGUGCGAAAUUUGUCAUAAUUAUUACAAGACGAGGCGUUACCUCACAGAUCAUAUGAAGAAGACUCAUAAUGCUACAAAAAUACCAUGCGAUAUAUGCGGAUUAAAGUUUAAAGGAAAAACUUAUCUAGAAAUUCAUAGGCAGACACACGGACCGAAAGACAAACAUUGUCCAAUUUGUGGUAAAGGAUUCACAACUAUGAUGUACCUGAAAACUCAUCAGCUUACACAUGAAGGUUGUACAUUGAUUUCUUUGUAUCCUAGCAACAAUAUUGACUUGUUUAUGCCACCAGUAUAAAGCUACAUGUAGGGC